This is a messenger RNA of Colletotrichum scovillei, 651 nucleotides long. RefSeq lists its product as uncharacterized. The transcript is spliced from 2 exons. The coding region runs from base 1 to 651 and encodes 216 amino acids. The record is from RefSeq and is a predicted model, not a curated record. NCBI's taxonomy places the organism in Eukaryota, Fungi, Ascomycota, Sordariomycetes, Glomerellales, Glomerellaceae.
AUGCCGUGGGUCAAAUACAAGCUGGCUGCCAUGAAACUGUUGAGGACGACAACUUUGGAGUGGUCUUCUUUCACCGUCGGCUACUUCCUUGAUUAUUACGGGAUGCCGCAUGUCAAAACCCACUUACCCCCAUUUUUGGUGGCCGUUGAUGUUGCCAACAAAAUUGCCAGAAUUCCAGGCACAGGAAACGAUGUCAUCACAUUCACCUACACGUACGACGUAGCCAACGUUGUGGCAAUGAUGUUGAAUGCGGACAAGUGGCAGGAGGAGACAAUUGUCGUGGGGGACAAGGCCACCUGGAACGAAUUUCUCCAGCUUGCCGAGAAUGUUCGAGGCUGCAAAUUUGAUGUCGGUUAUGAUUCUGUGGAAAUGCUUCAGGCUUCGCACAUCACAGAACUGCCGUCCCACGUUUCGUCGUACAAUCUUUACCCUCGAACCCUCAUGCAACAUCUGAUGGCCGGACUAGAGCGGGCAAUGGUGGCUGGGAUGCUGGAUCUUCCCGAAGAGCGAGCUUUUACUUCCGGCGUUUCAGACAUUGAGAUGGUCAAGAUCAGAGAUAUGUUGCAGAAAAGCUGGGGAUCGGACCAGUCUUUGAAUUCUUCUGGAGAUUCUGCGCAGAGCGGGAGCGAGGUACUGAGGCUAACGGACUGA